AUGUCCAUCGGCGCCUCAGCAGUGAGAGGAAACCACGAAGACCGUGUCCUAGCAGCAGCUACGCGUGACAGGCAAAAGGAGCACCAAAAGGACGAGCACGCCAAGUCUGUCGCGAAAAGCCUAUCAAAGUCACAACUAAAGUGGCUGGCAGAACGCCCUGUGAUAUUGCACGUUGGCCAGCUGGGGCACCUCCCUCAGCUAUCGACAGAGCAGAAACACCACAAAGAUGGCAAGAAAAAGAAGGGCGGCAAUGGCGACGAAGAGGAUGAAGGUCCGCAACAGCCAUGGAACCCCCUCAACGAAGUUGUCGUUGUCCACGGUGGUUUGGUACCAGGUCUUGACCUUGAAAAGCAAGACCCCUGGGCCGUGAUGAAUAUGCGGAGUUUGAUAUAUGCCCCUUCUUACAACAACAACAACAACAACAACGGCCACAACAACGGCCACAACAACGGCAAAGAUGAUGACAAGGAGGAAGAAGAAGAGGUUCCCAUACCGGUAGAUAGCACCGACGACGGGGAGCCCUGGUCAAAAGCCUGGAGCCGCUACCAAAACCACCUACCCCGUUCUUCUUCACACGACACUUCCAAAAAAACAAUCGUUAUCUACGGCCACGACGCUAGGCGCGGACUGCAGGUCGAUCCCCAUGUGGAUAUCACGCCCUACUUCCAGAAACAAAAGGGUUCCAAUAAGAAAGGUAACCGGCCCAAAAAGGAAAGAGGCAUCAGAUAUGCGUUUGGGUUGGACAGUGGGUGUGGGCACGGGAAGAAGUUGACUGCUUUGGUCAUCAAUCUCCCGGUUACUACUACUACCGAAGGAGGGCAAGGGGAGAUCAAGCAUGAGAUUGUCCAGGUGGGGUGUGAUGACAUGAGCACGGGGGAUGAUGCUCAGUAA
Molecule: messenger RNA, 891 nt
Organism: Podospora anserina S mat+
Lineage: Eukaryota; Fungi; Ascomycota; Sordariomycetes; Sordariales; Podosporaceae
Exons: 3
Coding region: 1-891 (296 amino acids)
Biological process (GO): polyphosphate catabolic process
Cellular component (GO): cytoplasm
Molecular function (GO): phosphatase activity; endopolyphosphatase activity
Source: RefSeq, a predicted model, not a curated record